GGCCGGCGGGGCCCGAGCGGCGGCGGCCGGGCGGGGCGGGCGGAGGUUAGAAAUAGGCAGCGCGGGCCGCGCCAGGCAGCCGCCAGCCCCGAGCACGCCGCGCAGCGAGCGGCCGCACUCGCACCCGCACCCAUGCUGCUGACGCUGGCCAGCGGCGCGCUCUUCUUCCCGGGGCUCUUCGCGCUCAGCACCUGGGCGCUGCGCCGCUCGCGGCCCGGAUGGACGGAAGACGACCGCCUGACGGUCGGCACCAGGCUGGUGUCCUCGGUGCAGGCAGUGCUGGCCACCGGGGCGGGGCUCACCAUCAUCAUCUCCUGCCGCAACGUGGUCUCAGACAGGCACUGGCUCGCCAGAGAAUAUGUCUGGUUUUUGAUUCCAUACAUGAUCUAUGACUGCUAUGCCAUGUACCUCUGUGAAUGGUGCCGAACUAGAGGCCAGAAACUCAGCCGUGCCACCAUUUUCCGAAACUUCCUGAUUGAAAACCGCCUCAUGGUCACACACCAUGCGGUCAUUCUGUUUGUCCUUGUCCCUAUUUCCCAGAAGCUCCGGGGAGAACUUGGAGACUUCUUUGUUGGCUGCAUCUUCACAGCAGAACUGAGCACUCCCUUUGUGUCACUGGGCAGAGUUCUGAUCCAGCUAAAGCAGCAGCAUACCCUUCUUUACAAGGUCAAUGGAGUCCUCACGCUGACCACCUUCCUGUUCUGCCGGAUCCUCCUUUUCCCCUUCAUGUACUGGUCCUAUGGCCAACACAAAGGACUAAGCCUGCUCCGAGUGCCAUUUAAUAUCCCUUUACACUGCAACAUGGCCAACGCCAUCCUCAUCUCUCCCCAGCUCUACUGGUUCUCACUGCUGUGCAAGAAGGCAGCCCGGCUCUUUGACACUGCCAAAGUCAGAAAGGAUGGUUAACUACUCUCAGGUCAGACACACUAGCUGCCUCCUCUACUCAGUAUUCCAAGGACCAAAUCGUGCCUGGGGUAGUCUCUGCCUUCUGGAUAUUGAUAAGCCUCUGGAUUUGAGAUUUUCUUUUUAAAAAUCCCCGUUACCUCCCCCUCCUAACCUGCUCCUUUUGCAAAAGCACUUCUCCCACCCGGUGACAACUUGGAUCCUGUCAAAUAGUUUUAACACAAGCCUGAGGAGCCUUCCUCGGGCCUAUGACAAGAGUUCUGGGAGGUGAGCACUACUCUCCCCGUCUCCACCCACUCAGGGCAACACCCGUAGUACUGGGCCAGAAGCAAAUGACAACUUGGUUCUUGAAACAGGGUCAUUUUUCCAACACUAGGAACGACAUUGUGGGUGUGUCUUUUACGGUUUACUAGACAGCCCUAGUCCUCUCAUCUGCACAUCAACAAUGAAUUCUCGUGCCUACUGACUUCUAGGCAGAAGGGCUCACCGACAAUGGGCAAGACGCAGGGCUGAGAACCUGAAGCACUUGAGGUCAGGAGGCCGGCAGAGGCCACUCACUACCUUUGCCGGCUGACUUGGUAUAGACCAGUAUCAAACUUGUGAGCUUGUUGCAAGCAGUCACCAACACUAUUCUCUUUUCAGCAUGGCCUCUCAUACCCAGUUUUCUCUGUGUCCACACAUUGGAAACUGGCCUAAAACUCCAGGAACAAAGUGAAGUGAUGGCUUCUGUAGAGGUUUAUUGGGUCACCUCGCCACCACUCUCUUCAGCAUGGCCUCUCAUACCCAGUUUUCUCUGUGUCCACACAUUGGAAACUGGCCUAAAACUCCAGGAACAAAGUGAAGUGAUGGCUUCUGUAGAGGUUUAUUGGGUCACCUCGCCACCACUCUCUUCAGCAUGGCCUCUCAUACCCAGUUUUCUCUGUGUCCACACAUUGGAAACUGGCCUAAAACUCCAGGAACAAAGUGAAGUGAUGGCUUCUGUAGAGGUUUACUGGGUCACCUCGCCACCACUCUCAUACAGAGUGGAUACAGAUGUCUGUACUCCGACCCGAGGUCUCACGUAGGCCAGUGCCGCCAGCGCUUCCUCGUUAACAGACUCAUUUCCGUGUUGAAUGAACAGACAUUUAGUCACGGAAGGCUAGGGAGCAGGGGCAGCCAGGCUGGCUGGAGCAUGCCUUGUGGACCAAUGCCGUUAGCUGUGUGCAGUAGGAUGUGGUGUGGCACUGACCGUCCCCCACCACAGGCUGGGUUUGAGGACCUGCUGCCACUUCAGGUAGCAGCGGAAACACUACAAGUGCCUUAUAGUCCACCGUGCAUGUACUUCUAAAGGACUGGAUGGUUAUGUCUCAGAUUUUGAGUUUCAGUCUUUAAUAGGUGCCAUUUAAAAAACAAAAAUGGUUUUGUGUUUUUUCUUUUGUUUACUGUCAGUGUAUCCACAAGUGAUUAAAUUGCACUAAACUCUCUA
Messenger RNA from Meriones unguiculatus (Mongolian gerbil), 2368 nucleotides. RefSeq names its product TLC domain containing 3A (gene Tlcd3a). Gene Ontology annotation, biological process: lipid homeostasis. The transcript has 5 exons. The record is from RefSeq and is a predicted model, not a curated record. Bases 133 to 906 code for a protein of 257 amino acids. Gene Ontology annotation, cellular component: membrane; endoplasmic reticulum. NCBI's taxonomy places the organism in Eukaryota, Metazoa, Chordata, Mammalia, Rodentia, Muridae.